Salvia splendens (bonfire salvia) is the source of this 3260-nucleotide messenger RNA. Its product is annotated as dynamin-2A. The coding region runs from base 245 to 3016 and encodes 923 amino acids. The transcript has 22 exons. Gene Ontology annotation, cellular component: membrane; cytoplasm; microtubule. Gene Ontology annotation, molecular function: GTPase activity; microtubule binding; GTP binding. Lineage: Eukaryota; Viridiplantae; Streptophyta; Magnoliopsida; Lamiales; Lamiaceae. The record is from RefSeq and is a predicted model, not a curated record.
UUCGAUAUAGAAAUAAUUUCCACAAAUCCAAACAAACAAUCAAACAACGCUCAAACCCUAAUCUCUGCUUAAUCUAUACAUGCACAUAUAGAUACAGUCUUCGAUACCCGACUCGGAUUGACUUGAUCUCCUCCCAUUCCGUUGGAUCUGCCGCCAUUUCUGCUUCGAUCCGGCUGGUUCAGUCACUCAUUGUUUCAAUUGCAUCCGAGACGUUGAUAUCUCGGGAGGAGAUUAUCUGGCAUCCAUGGACGCGAUCGAGGAAUUGUCGCAGCUUUCCGAUUCGAUGCGGCAGGCGGCGGCGCUGCUUGCUGACGAGGACGUGGAUGAGACGCCGUCUGCUUCUUCUUCCAAACGCCCCUCCACUUUCCUCAAUGUUGUUGCUCUCGGAAACACUGGCGCAGGUAAGUCUGCUGUGUUAAAUAGUCUAAUCGGGCAUCCUGCGUUGCCAACUGGUGAAGGUGGUGCUACUCGUGCUCCCAUAGUUGUUGAUUUAACAAGGGAUGCCUCCAUGAGCAGUAAAUCAAUCAUUCUGCAGAUUGAUAGUAAAUCACAGCAAGUUUCUGCAAGUGCUCUCCGGCAUUCAUUACAGGACAGAUUGAGCAAGAGUUCAGGCAAGAGUCGAGAUGAGAUAUAUUUAAAACUUCAAACCAGUACAGCUCCCCCAUUGAAAUUGAUAGAUUUGCCUGGAGUGGAUAAGGGGAGUCUUGAUGAUCCACUGAGUCAAUACGCUGAACGCAGUGAUGCAAUAUUAUUGGUUGUGAUACCUGCUUCCCAGGCCCCGGAAGUGGCCUCAGCUAAAGCAAUCAGAAUUGCAAAGGAGCUUGACGGAGAAUUUACGAGAACUGUUGGAGUUAUUAGCAAGAUAGAUCAAGCAUCUUCAGAACCAAAAGUCCUAGCUGCUGUGCAGGCUCUUUUAUCGAACCAAGGACCCCGAAGUACAUCUGAUAUUCCAUGGGUUGCUUUGAUUGGUCAAUCUGUCUCUAUAGCAUCCUCACAAUCGGGGAGCGUUGGUGCCGAUAAUUCCUUAGAAACUGCAUGGCGAGCAGAGACUGAAAGUUUGAAAUCUAUACUGACUGGAGCCCCUCAAAGCAAGCUUGGGCGAGUAGCCUUGGUAGAGACCCUGGCUCAACAGAUCCGAAGUCGUAUGAAAGUUAGACUUCCUAACCUUCUAUCUGGGCUCCAGGGUAAGUCCCAAAUAGUACAGGAUGAACUAGUCAGACUUGGUGAGCAGAUGGUUCACAGCUCUGAGGGUACAAAGGCUUUAGCUUUGGAGCUUUGCCGUGAAUUUGAGGACAGAUUCCUCCAGCACAUCACAACUGGGGAGGGUUUUGGAUGGAAAGUUGUUGCUAGUUUUGAAGGAAAUUUCCCCAAUAGAAUCAAGCAAUUGCCUUUAGAUAGACAUUUCGACAUCAAUAACAUAAAGAGGAUUGUUCUUGAAGCUGACGGUUAUCAACCUUAUCUUAUAUCUCCUGAGAAAGGGCUGAGAUCUUUAAUAAAGGGUGUUUUGGAGCUUGCUAAAGAACCUUCACGUCUUUGUGUUGAUGAGGUGCACAGGGUACUUGUUGAUAUCGUAACAGCUGCUGCGAAUGCCACACCAGGCCUUGGAAGAUAUCCUCCAUUUAAGCGAGAGGUCAUAGCGGUUGCCUCAACUGCUCUUGAAAGCUACAAAACUAAUGCAAAAAAUAUGGUAGUAGCACUUGUUGACAUGGAACGCGCAUUUGUUCCUCCCCAACAUUUUAUCCGAUUGGUGCAGAGGCGGAUGGAUAGACAGCGGCGUGAAGAGGAGCUGAAAGGUCGAUCUUCCAAAAAGGCUCAUGAAGCCGAGCAGUCCAUGUUAAAUAGGGCAACAAGUCCUCAAACUGGAGGCCAGCAGAGUGGGGGUGGCUUAAAGUCUAUGAAGGACAAUAAAUCUAGUCAACAAGAUAAAGAAAAGGAUGUGCAAGAUGAACCAGUCCUAAAAGUUGCUGGGCCGGAAGGGGAAAUAACUGCAGGCUUUUUGUUGAAGAAAAGUACCAAAAACAGCGGGUGGAGCAAAAGAUGGUUUGUUCUGAACGAAAAGACUGGAAAACUUGGAUACACCAAGAAACAGGAAGAACGGCAUUUUCGUGGUGUUAUCACUUUGGAGGAAUGUAACCUGGAAGAAGUUUCAGAGGAAGAAGAAUCUCCUCCUACAAAGAGUUCUAAAGACAAAAAGGCAAGUGGUCGUGAUGCAGGAAAAGGACCCAAUCUUGCAUUCAAGCUAACAAGCAGGGUUCAGUAUAAGACUGUUCUUAAAGCUCAUAGUGCUGUUGUUUUGAAGGCUGAGAGUAUGCAAGAAAAGACCGAGUGGUUGAGUAAGUUAAGAAAUGUAAUCAGUUCUAAAGGAGGUCAAGUGAAGGGUGAAACUGGUCCUCCAAUGCGGCAAAGUCUUUCCGACGGAUCUCUUGAUACAAUGGCCCGAAGACCUGCAGAUCCUGAGGAAGAACUUCGAUGGAUGGCUCAGGAAGUGCGUGGUUAUGUUGAAGCUGUUCUGAACAGUCUUGCUGCUAAUGUUCCAAAGGCGGUUGUACUUUGCCAAGUAGAGAUGGCAAAAGAAGACAUGCUUAAUAAACUGUACAUUUCUGUCAGUGCCCAAAGCACAGCUAGAAUAGAAGAGUUGCUCCUCGAGGACCAGAAUGUAAAGCGCAGGCGAGAACGCCACCAGAAACAAUCCGCUCUUCUCUCCAAGCUUACUAGGAACUUAAGCAUUCACGACAAUAGGGCAGCAGCAGCCUCCAGCUUCUCCAAUAACGGAGCAGAGAAUAGUCCAACUGCCACGGGUCCAUCCUCAGGCGACGACUGGAGAAUGGCGUUUGAUGCUGCUGCCAACGGUCCAAGUGAUUCGUAUGGGGAUUCUAGAUCCAAUGGUCAUAGUCGAAGGUACAGUGAUCCUCCACAAAAUGGUGAUGUGAGCUCAGGGGCAAACUCUGGUAGCCGUCGCACCCCUAACCGACUGCCACCUGCUCCUCCUUCAUCCAGCUCUAGUUAUAGAUCUUAGAAUAUGAGGGGGUGAUUUCGACGAAAAAUCUGUUCAUGCAUUCUUACGAGUGGUUGCUUUAUUUGUGUGACGAGCCACUCUGAUUGAUCUGAAAUCUAGAAUUGGUAUAGUUCUGUAGAUAAAUACUCCACGAUUGAUGUGUCAUUUAUGUUGCAUUUUUUGUAUCGGCCGUUGCCUUAUAUUGAAGUUUCUAUACUCGGAUGUAAUGUGUGUUCUCUUCAAGAGAAUAUUAACAUUUUCUCUA